Messenger RNA from Phytophthora sojae, 1005 nucleotides. RefSeq lists its product as hypothetical. Lineage: Eukaryota; Oomycota; Peronosporomycetes; Peronosporales; Peronosporaceae. The coding region runs from base 1 to 1005 and encodes 334 amino acids. Gene Ontology annotation, biological process: positive regulation of ATP-dependent activity; protein folding. The transcript is spliced from 4 exons. Gene Ontology annotation, cellular component: cytosol. The record is from RefSeq and is a predicted model, not a curated record. Gene Ontology annotation, molecular function: protein-folding chaperone binding; ATPase activator activity.
AUGGCGUCCUCCGUGCCGCCCACCAGCGCCGCCAGCCUGAACGUGGGCUGGGACCCGUCUCCGCUGUCCGCGGGCGACGACUUCGACGCCAACUCGCUCAUCGAGCGCACGCAGGAGGUCAAGGUGGACGUGAACGACUACUCGCGCUUCAAGGACAUCGGCGCCGACCUGGACGACGACGAGGACAAGGCCAAGCAGACGCAGACGCCCGCCAAGGUGGCGCCCAGCGCGGACUCCACGUGCCGCAACUGCAGCAAGCCUGGGGCCAAGCUCAAGUGCAGCUGCCAGGCCAGCGACUGGCAGUUCCACAAGCGCAUCUGCAAGAAGCCCGAGCCCCCCAAGAAGCCCGAGCCGCCGCGUCGCCCGCCCACGACCAGCUCCAGCUCUAGCUCUAGUUCCAGCUCGACGACUGCCGCUUCUUCGGCGAAGAAGACGACGUCGACGUCCAGCAGCAGCAGCAAGGCCAAGAGCUCGAGUGGAUCGUCGGUCGUGGUGGCGGAUGAGCCCGAUCUGCCCGAAGACAUGCGCGGCUACAAGAACGGCCUGCCCUACUUCCACCGCGAGCUGUCCAAGGAGGAGAAGAAUCUCAUUGGAGACAUCGCACCCCAGAAGAUUUGCGACCAAGCCGUGGGCCGAGGACAAGUGGAACGAGAUUUUUACUGGUGCCACCUACUCGGAGGGCAAUCUCCAACCACGCUGAAGCAACCGGAGAAGAUCACCGGCGACGCCAGCAUCUGCGUUGUGCGAGGCAAGAAGCGUUAUCUGUUCGACUUCAACUUUAAGCUGCCCUUUGAAGUGUCCAUCAGCGGCGGCAGCAUGUGCAAGGGCUCGUACGAGAUGCAGGAGGACAUUCGAACGACGAGGACUACGAGGUUGACCAAAAAGCCCAGCAGCGCCACCGAGCAGAGUGCCGUGCAGGCUUUUGUCGCUAAGAAGGGCAGCGGCCUGCAGAAGGAGCUCGUGCGACUCAUCGGCGUGUUUGCGAACGACUUCCAGCAACAAUAG